ACGUCUACGAAAACAUGCCGCGAGAUUACCAGCUUCUCUUCCGAAUUCCCUUUAUCCAGCGAUCCAAAACCAACGUCCCCGGCUCCCCCGCCCUCCGCCUGCUCGCCGGCUCCGGCAUGCGCAAGAUCAACUUCGCGAGCGGCGAGCCCUUCCUCCACCCCGAGGUGCUGGGCGCCAUGGUAAACUACUCCAAGGUCGAGCUGGGCCUAGAAUCGCCGACUGUUGCCGGCAGUACCGGCGGCGUGCCGUUUAAGCUCAACACGAUCCGUCAACAUGCUCAACGCGGCCGAGGAUAUGAACGCGCAAAGCGCGGCGCUGCCACCGUUCCGCUGGGAGCUGAGUGCUUCCAGGUACUGAUCGUGCGGGGGUGGAACGACUCGGCGGCGACGCUGCGCAACGGGCACGAGUUCGCCAUCUCGAACGUGGGCGUUUAA
Chaetomium fimeti is the source of this 434-nucleotide messenger RNA. RefSeq lists its product as uncharacterized. The coding region runs from base 15 to 434 and encodes 139 amino acids. The transcript is spliced from 3 exons. The record is from RefSeq and is a predicted model, not a curated record. NCBI's taxonomy places the organism in Eukaryota, Fungi, Ascomycota, Sordariomycetes, Sordariales, Chaetomiaceae. Gene Ontology annotation, molecular function: 4 iron, 4 sulfur cluster binding.